Vigna angularis (adzuki bean) is the source of this 1816-nucleotide messenger RNA. Its product is annotated as equilibrative nucleotide transporter 8. The record is from RefSeq and is a predicted model, not a curated record. Gene Ontology annotation, biological process: nucleoside transmembrane transport. Lineage: Eukaryota; Viridiplantae; Streptophyta; Magnoliopsida; Fabales; Fabaceae. The transcript has 2 exons. Bases 370 to 1566 code for a protein of 398 amino acids. Gene Ontology annotation, molecular function: nucleoside transmembrane transporter activity. Gene Ontology annotation, cellular component: plasma membrane.
UGACCAAAAGGUAUAUCUAAUAUCACCCAUUCGUUGCUGUCCCCACAGAGCACAAAUUUUCUUAUUCAUACAUUAAGCAUAUCGAUUCCAUGUCCAACUCCAUCAAUCAAAUGCGUGCGUCUCUUUGUGCCUGUGCCUGCCUCUCUGCGUAUAUAUACGUAUGAAGCCUAGCAAAGCUGUCAACUAGACCCUCCCAAACUAGCUCUGGCAUAAGUAGAACUACCUCACUGCCUAUAUCAACCACCACUUCCUCAUAUAGUUCUCAUCCUCUCACUCUAUUCAAAUAAACAUCAUAGUUUAGCACUUGAGUUGGUAUAGUAUCAGGUAUCAACCACGAAUGUCCACAAGGUAAGAAAAAGCCAGCAAAAGAUGGAAGUUGUUAAGUUGGUGUCUAGUGAUCCAAGUGAGAGACCAGAUACCUAUCGAGUUGCUUACAUAAUUCAUUUCUUGCUUGGUGCUGGUAACUUGCUUCCCUGGAAUGCCCUGAUCACUGCAGUGGAUUACUUUUCCUACCUCUAUCCCACCAAACACAUAGAAAGGGUUUUCUCUGUGGCUUACAUGAUUUCAUCUGUGAUGGUGCUCCUUGCGAUGAUCAGUUGGGGAGGUUGGAGCAAAACAACGUUGAGGUUGAGAAUGAACUUGGGCUUCUCCAUGUUUGUUAUGUCUCUUAUGGUAGCCCCAGUCAUAGACUGGACAUCAAGCAGCACCAAGCUCAACGAGAGACCGAGUGGCGCCUAUGGUUUGACGGUUGCAGCAGUGGUGAUAUGUGGUUUAGCAGAUGGCUUGGUAGGUGGAAGCUUGAUAGGGUCAGCUGGGAAGCUCCCAAAACAGUAUAUGCAAGCAGUUUUUGCUGGAACUGCUUCUUCAGGUAUUCUAAUUUCAAUCUUGAGGAUAAUAACCAAGGCAUCACUCCCACAAACUCCGAAGGGUCUCAAAAUAAGUGCUCACUUGUACUUCAUGGUUGCCACCAUUUUUCUCCUAUUUUGUAUUGUGUUCAGCAACUUGCAGCACAAGUUACCAGUGAUGCAGCAGUACCGUCAGAGCGUUCAUCAGGAGAGCACCUUAUGCACAGGAACAAAAUUUUGGGCAGUGGCAGGAAAAAUCAAGGGAGCAGCUUUCGGAAUUUUCAUCAUCUACACAGUGACCCUAUCUAUUUUCCCAGGAUUUAUUGCUGAAGAUCUUGAAUCCAAGCUUCUAAGGGAUUGGUAUCCUAUUUUACUGAUAGCAGUUUACAAUUUAGCUGAUCUAAUGGGGAAGUCAUUAACUGCCUUCUAUGUUAUUCAAUCCAUGACAAGGGCUAUAUGGGCUGCCACAUCUAGGCUACUAUUCUAUCCACUCUUUGUAAUUUGUCUUCAUGGACCAAAGUGGCUGAAAACAGAAGUACCUAUGGUGGUUCUGACUUUUCUGCUAGGAUUUAGCAAUGGAUACCUCACCAGUGUCCUCAUGAUUCUAACACCCAAGUCCGUGCCCUUGUCAGAAGCAGAGUUUUCUGCUAUUGUGAUGACAGGGUUCCUCGGGUUUGGCUUAGUUUGUGGUUCGGUUCUUGGCUGGUUCUGGAUCUUAUGAAGGCCACCUUGUGAUGUAAUAAAAUGAGUAAAAGGUAGUGGCAAUAGUUGUAAAUCGUGAGGCAAGAAAGCCAUAGUUAGCUUACCACUACUAGGCUGUUUCUUUAUUUGUUCUCUAAUGUUGUGAGUGUCAUAUCUUAUCAUCCCAGAACAUGAGAAACCUUGAGAUUAUUAAGAAAAUAGUAGAUUAGAAAUGUAUUGAAAGAAUCCAUAAACUGAAUGGAAGCUAAGAUCUGCAAUUGAACAUUUCA